AUGGAGUGUACAUCAAUGGGGCGAGAGGAGACAUUCAGAUUGGUGCCGCUGCCCCAAGAUUAUGUUCAAGUGUUGGAUGAUUAUGAUGAUUAUGAAAGUGAUCCUGAUUGUUAUCCCCGAGGAAGUGCACGUGUAGUUGAGGUGGGGGGAUGUGUGGGUGUGUUUGUUGACAAGUCAGACAGGAUCGUGUUAUGGAUUUCGAAGGACUAUCAAAAUCAUGUCUGGAUUAAGCAGACUGUUAGCUUGAUGCCCAGAGACGAACGUGAUAUGAGAUAUGAUCGGAAGAUAGCGGAUCAAUUAGGAUAA
Messenger RNA from Prunus armeniaca (apricot), 306 nucleotides. The record is from the annotation of a GenBank genome assembly. NCBI's taxonomy places the organism in Eukaryota, Viridiplantae, Streptophyta, Magnoliopsida, Rosales, Rosaceae.